AUACAAUUCAGCUUUAUGAAAGCCACCCCCUCAUUACUCCAAUAAUUCAGCACCAAAGAAUCAAAAUCUCAAUACUAUAUCAUCCCACUCUUCUAGACCAUUUCUUCAUUAGAUUUUACAAAAAAAAAAAAAAAAAAUGGAUCUUGAAGAUUGGGAGAUUCUGCCUGAUGAUGGAUUCCUUCAAAUCCAUGAUGAUGAUGGCAAAAUGAUAUUUUCAAGAAAAUAUACAUCUGAUUCCAAGAAUGAAUUCAACAUGAAUUAUUUCAUUUGUCCUUCUCCAAAAUCAUCCCAAUUUGUUGACACAACAGAGCACCCCCCAAGAGUGCCAAAUCAAAUAGUCCCUUUUCAAAUUCAAGAAACCUCAGAUGAUCAAGAAGUGAUAACCAAACAAGUCAUCACUAAUUUCCCACUUGAGAUCAACAUGUUACCAAUACAUAACAUUGAAGAUCCAAUCAACAUGUUACCAUCACAUAACAUUGAAGAUCCAACUUUUAUAGCAAAUAUGAUGGAAGUUGAACAAGAUCAAGUGUCAUCACAAGUUUUCUUCAAGAAAAUGAAGGAAAAUGAAUUUGAAAACAUGAAAAUGGACUCACCAAAGUCCAAUAACAAACCCCUUUUGUCCCAAUUUGAGGAGAAAGUAGAGGACUUGGAGGUUGAAAAAGAGAUGGUGAUCAAGAAAAUUGGCAUGGAAAAAGAGGAUACUGAAGAAAACAAUGGUGGAUUGAACUUUUUGAACAAGAGUUUCAAUGGAAUUGGUGCUAUUUGCUCUUUUGGGGUUGCUGCUGCUGCUACUAUUUGCAUCAUCUUCAUUGGUAAUCACCAAAAACAAAAGCAGAAUCAGAAGCUUCGGUUCCAAAUCUUUUCUCAUGACAAGAGGAUGAAGCAAGUAGUUCAUCAUGCAACAAGAUUGAAUGAAGCAAUUUCUGCAGUGAGAGGAGUUCCAGUUACAAGGGCACAUAUCACAGUUGGAGGUUACUAUGAUGCUCUUUAAAUCAAAGUUCAAGAAUGUUUAUCAGCAUCUUGGAUCCUUUUCACGUUCCAUUAGAUUAUAGUACAUAUAUAUAGGAAUGUUAUUAUAUAUAUGUUGUACAUAAAUAUAAAGGUCAAUAUUAUGAAGCAUUGGAGUUUGGUUCAGAUAAAAAUAGUAAUGUUUCAUGAAUGUAAACUUUUGUUGAGGCUUUUAUGUAUUUUUUGUAAGUUUUCGGUA
Lycium barbarum (goji berry) is the source of this 1207-nucleotide messenger RNA. RefSeq lists its product as uncharacterized. The coding region runs from base 137 to 991 and encodes 284 amino acids. Lineage: Eukaryota; Viridiplantae; Streptophyta; Magnoliopsida; Solanales; Solanaceae. The record is from RefSeq and is a predicted model, not a curated record. The transcript has 2 exons.